AACGCGCCCAGCUGACGAACACCUCUCUCGGGGCUGUCCGCGCGGCGCCUGUCUCCCUGAAAUCACCUAUCGAUCCAUUCAUUGAUUUAUUAUCACCUGUUUGUGUGUGUCAGUUAUCAUCAAUUAACUCCUCCAACCUGCUCCUACCUUUCCAGGUGUCCUCGAUUUAUUAUUUAUUUUUUACGUGAAGUGCGUGAUAUCCGGCAGCGCGGAGAGUUGUCGCGAGAUUCAGGUGAAUCGGAAGGGAAGUGAAGAGAGGAGAACCUCCCGCAGCGCACCUGUCCGCAGGUGAACAACCGGAGGAAAGGAAGAGAGGAAUAAAAAGAAACAAUGAGUAACCCCAUCCCGUCCAAUCUGAAGUCAGAGGCCAAGAAAGCCGCCAAGAUCCUGCGAGACUUCACCGAAAUCUCCAACAGGAACGGACCUGACAAACUCAUCCCCCCACAUGUGAUAGCGAAGGCCGAGGGUCUGGCCAUCAUCUCCGUCAUCAAGGCCGGCUUCAUGAUCACAGCCAGAGGAGGCAGCGGCAUCGUCAUCGCCAGACUGUCCGACAGACGUUGGUCUGCACCUUCUGCCAUCGGCAUCGCCGGUCUGGGGGGAGGCUUUGAGAUCGGGGUGGAGGUGUCAGACCUGGUGAUCAUCCUGAACCAGCGUAGAGCCAUUGAGGCGUUCACGAAGGGCGGGAACCUGACGCUGGGCGGAAACUGCACUGUCGCUGUGGGACCUAUGGGCAGGAACGUGGAGGCAGACGUGGCUCUGCGUAGCACUGCAGCAGUUUUCACCUAUUGCAGGUCCAGAGGUUUGUUUGCAGGUAUUUCAUUGGAGGGGUCCUACCUGAUCGAACGCAAAGACACGAACCGCAAGUUUUACUCCCAGGACAUCCGAGCGUCGGCCAUUUUGAACGGAGAUGUUGAGCCGCCAUCGGAGUGCCACGACCUUUACCACAUCCUGGACGCCUACACUGAGGCCUACACCACAGACUGGACCAACAAGAACAUGCGACCAAAGCAGUCGUCUGCUCCUCCGUCCAGACCUCCAGCUCCGCCUCAGCAGAGACCAGCAGCCAGCUACCAGAAACCAGCAACCGACACUGGUGCAUGGUCAGGUACAGGAAGUAAAAACGCCCUCUAUCCAUCUGUCUCCAUCUAUAAAUCUGAGUCCUCAGGUCAAUUUGCCUCCAAACACUCCCAGAGCUACGGUGGAGGACCAUCAAUGGGUGGAGCCAGUGGGCAGCUGGUUGUCACGGCAACCCACCCAUUCACAGGGCAGCAGCCUGGCGACCUGAGCUUUGUCCCCGGUGACCGAAUCACCGUCAUCACUAAGAGUGAGUCCCAGUACGACUGGUGGGAGGGAAAACUGGAUGAUGGGCGGAUCGGGAUCUUCCCCGCCAACUUUGUUACAUACUGAUGCUGCCCCCUGGUGGUCGGUGGAGGGACUGCAGCUGAAGGACAGCCUACGGGAAGCAGCAGGGGUCAAUAUCAAUAAUGAAAUAUUUUGGGGUUUUGUACUGUGUUUCAAAACAUGACAUUUAAGAUGUAAUCUCCCUUUGCUCUGGGAUGCUUCAACAUUUGUUUUCUGAUGUUUUUUAGACAAAACCAUCAAUCGAUUUAUUGAGAAAAUAAUCAGCAGAUUAGUUGAUAAUGAAAACAAUCAGUUGCAGCAGUAAUUACGGCUUUGUAAUUUCUAAAUAAUUUCCUAGAAAGUUUUCUACAUGAUUUAGUACAAACUUUAUACAAAAAAUAGGUAUUUUCUUGUUACAACAGCUUUAAUUAAAUUGAAUUUAUUAAUGGAAAUGUACUAAUUUUUUAUUAAUUUUUAUCAACUUUUUGAGAAAUAUUCAGAAAUAACAGACCUUUAAAAUAAACCGUGAGCACAUUUAGUUUAGAGCUUUUGUAGCUUUAAACAGAAAGCUGUAGCAAGGUUUCAAAUUUCCAAACCCUGGCUUCAGCACUGGGAAGGUAUCAUAAUCCAACGGUUAAAUUAAUAAAUAGAGAAAAUUAAAUAAUUAUAAUGUCUGAAAGAGCCAAAUGAAAUUAAAACUUCUCAGUGCUGACUUCAGGGAACUUUGGAGUGUUGGAAAUCUCCACUAACUGAUGUCUCAGCACUUGUUCAGCUGCUGUAGAUGCUUGUUUGUUUGUUUGUUUGUUUGUUUGUUUGUUUGUGUGUUUAUUUAGAGGUGGGGUAACUACAAAAUUGUACUAGAAAUAUCUUCUUAAGCACCAUUUUGCUGUCCUUCACCUUCAGAAUAAAACUGAGAAAAACAAAAAGACAAAAAGUUCUUUAACAUUUAGUACCAAAAUAAAAUUGUACUUUUCAUUCUCACGAAGAUACUUCAAAAUAAAAGCACUUUUCAAACCAGAUGAAUGUUAACUUGAAUUUUAGCAUUAAACUUUAAGAUAUAGACUUUCUUAUUCACUGUGUGUUCAGUAUGUAAAGCUUCAUUUCUGGGAUCUGUUACUGUCUCCACCUUUAAAAUGUCUCCACAGCAGUAAAAAGGAUGUGGUUGGGGUUAAAUAUUUUUUGAAACUUAUCUCUGUUUAAAGUUUAUAUAUAAUAAUGUAUUUUUUUUUUUAAAGACAACUGUAGGAUUAUUCUGUCAGUUUAGUAUGAUUCACAUAAUCGUGGUGUUUUUGGGAUUGUUUUUACAUAUCAGAUUCUGUAUGAAGAUCAUAAAUAAAUCUACAUAAAACUA
Molecule: messenger RNA, 2692 nt
Organism: Seriola aureovittata
Lineage: Eukaryota; Metazoa; Chordata; Actinopteri; Carangiformes; Carangidae
Gene: sh3yl1
Product: SH3 and SYLF domain containing 1
Exons: 11
Coding region: 331-1407 (358 amino acids)
Cellular component (GO): ruffle membrane
Molecular function (GO): protein binding; phosphatidylinositol binding
Source: RefSeq, a predicted model, not a curated record